CAUAUCCACAACCAAGAAGAAUAGAGAUCGAUGAGCAUGUUUUCUAUAUACCGUUUUCUGAUGGCUCUUCUAGUUAUUGUUUUCACUCUUUUCAUGCAGUGCCCCGAUGCUAAUGCAGGUAGGACAAUGAGAAAACUGGCAGGAUCUUUGCCAAGGAAACCACCCCCACCGGACGGGUCUGUUCAUAGAGUUCCAGCUUUCAAAUCUCCUCCACCACGACCACCUCUGGCCCAGUUUCCUCCUCCUCCACCUCCACCGCAAUAUAUCUAGAGAUUUCUGGAAUGAUCGAUCAACAGAAAUAAUAAAGGAUCUACGUAUUCGCAUUUCUGUUUCUUUUCUUCGUGCAGCGAGUCAU
This is a messenger RNA of Prosopis cineraria, 355 nucleotides long. Its product is annotated as leucine-rich repeat extensin-like protein 4. The record is from RefSeq and is a predicted model, not a curated record. NCBI's taxonomy places the organism in Eukaryota, Viridiplantae, Streptophyta, Magnoliopsida, Fabales, Fabaceae. The transcript is spliced from 2 exons. Bases 31 to 270 code for a protein of 79 amino acids.